Messenger RNA from Papilio polytes (common Mormon), 1143 nucleotides. RefSeq lists its product as uncharacterized. Lineage: Eukaryota; Metazoa; Arthropoda; Insecta; Lepidoptera; Papilionidae. The coding region runs from base 31 to 1092 and encodes 353 amino acids. The record is from RefSeq and is a predicted model, not a curated record. The transcript is spliced from 2 exons.
GUGGAAAAACUUGAAAAUUUCAAAGUAAAAAUGUAUAAGAAAAAUAUAAAAACACAGGAAUAUACAGGUAAAAGGUUUGAAGAUAAAAAUAAACCUAACGACGUGGAAAUCGUUUUAAGAAAGAUAAAUAAUAGAUAUAAUAAAUUUGAAUCGACUAAUCUUCGAGUACCGAGAAUUUUACACGACAGGGGUGAUUCUAAAAAUACGAAAAUCGAUUUAAAACUCAAAUACGAUUCUUCGAAAGUAAACAGAGCAACGGAAGCUAACGCCAAAUGUAUUAAAACGGAAACUAUAUCGUAUAGAAAUAAUUCGUUUAGAAAAAUAAACGGAUCAAAUAGAAUUCUACCUAAUAGAGAUGGACCCAAUAACGAUAGUAAAUUAAAACUGAUAAAUUUAAAAACGGAAAAAGAAAAGGUGGUCGAAGACAAGAAAGUCUUGGAAAAGGAGCCACAGAUACAAAAAACAUUAGCAAAAAAUGAUCGAAUGGUAACAGAAAAAACAAAGGAUUGUGAUCAAAAGAAGCCUAAAAUAAAGGAAGUAAUCACUAUACCUUAUAUACCACUUAAUGAUUCGGUCACGCAAAUAACCGAUGACGAAAUAACCGAACCGAUAAAACCGAUAAUAAAAGACACAUCAAAACCCAGCCCUAAAACAUCAUCACCGAAAACUGUCACUUUUAAAGAUCAACGUUUAAAAUCUGGUAAAAAAAUCGAUAAAGAUAAAUUGAAAAAUCUAACAAAUAUGAAAAUGAAGAAUAAUAAAACGAAAACGCCGACUGCAGUGAAAGGUCAGCGUCGAAGGAAAAGAUUUUCUGCGUCACCUGUCAAAUGUGUUAUUAACGAAUUCGCGCCAACGGAAGUUGUCAAAUGGGAGCCAUCUUGUUUAACGAGUCAAACGCGACCGUACUACGAGGCGUGGGUCGAUACAACUCUGACUGCGUUCUCCAAAUAUUCUGAACAAGAGAAAUGUGUUAUGGAAAAGGAUUUAUUAAAAGCGUUGCAACAUUUAAAAAGGCCAGUUUCGCCGGAACUUAUAUAUGAGAGAUUGAAGGAUGAGAGAUAUACAGGUAGGAUAAGAAUAAGACGUAAAUGAUGUGUCAAGUUGUCAAAUUGUGUUGUGUUGUUUAGUAUUAAAGUUUUUUUU